Molecule: messenger RNA, 852 nt
Organism: Dioscorea cayenensis subsp. rotundata (Guinea yam)
Lineage: Eukaryota; Viridiplantae; Streptophyta; Magnoliopsida; Dioscoreales; Dioscoreaceae
Product: PRA1 family protein B6-like
Exons: 1
Coding region: 101-637 (178 amino acids)
Source: RefSeq, a predicted model, not a curated record
ACAGAAGGCCCGAAAACUAGAACACGGUUUCCAAAUUCCAAAUCCAUUUAACAAGGCUCUUCGUUGACGCGCUUUUCAUCGAAGCUCUUUCUCGCGGUCCAUGGCCGGCUACGGGGCCAAGCUCCGCCCGGCGGCCACCGCGAUCCUCUCGCGCGCCCGCUCCACCGGCAAAGCCAUAACCAGAUUUGCCCGCCCCCGCUCCUUCUCCGUGCCCUCCGAUGCCGACGCCGGCGCCAUCCGCACCGUCCGCAACCUCAUCCAUUUCCGCCACUACUACAUCGUCUUCCUCUACAUCAUCCUCCUCUCAAGCCUCAUCCCUCGCCGCCACGCUGCCAUGCUCUGUCUCAUGGCCACCAGCAAGGUCGCCGCGUCCUACGUUGCGUUGUUGAAGGCUUUCCCCAACUCGCCGGUGCUGCGGUUCGUGGACCAGCGGAUCGUGAUGGUGUUGUUCUUGAUGGUGAUUGUAGUGCAGAUGGUGAUCACGAGAGCGGCGAAACACUUGAUGAUCUCAAUGGCAGUCGGAAUCCCGAUCGUGUUGGCUCAUGCUGUGUUCCGUGCCCGCGAUGAUCUCGCCGGCGAGGAGGCGGAGCCGAUCGCUGAUAAGAAGGAUGUUGAUCUUGAAUCGCAGCCCGAGUGAUUUGAGAAUUCGAAGGUCUUGAGAUGCAUUCCUUCUCUCUUCUUUUUUCCACAUUAUUAGUUUGCCCUAAUCUAUACUUUUUUCUUGAAAAAAGGGGGGAUUUUUAGGGUUUGAAAAAUUUAGAGAUUAUCAUGAGCUGUUGUGAAACCCUAGACAUUUCUUAUUGAGAAUUCAGAGGGGUUUUUUUUUACGUGUAUGAUGAGAAUUAUUGAUUA